Molecule: messenger RNA, 3668 nt
Organism: Musa acuminata subsp. malaccensis (wild Malaysian banana)
Lineage: Eukaryota; Viridiplantae; Streptophyta; Magnoliopsida; Zingiberales; Musaceae
Source: RefSeq, a predicted model, not a curated record
AUGUCUGCCUCGCAUGGGAAGUGGACCAAUGGGCUCCAAUUCUCAUCCCUCUUUUGGCCGCCACCACUCGGUGAGCAGCAGAAACAGGCACAAGUGAUGGCCUAUGUUGAAUAUUUUGGUCAGUUCACGUCUGAGGAAUUCCAAGAAGAUAUAGCUCAGCUAAUCCAAAGUCAUUAUCCUUCAAAAGAUAAGCGCCUUUUGGAUGAAGUUUUGGCUGUAUUUGUUCUGCACCAUCCAGAGCAUGGUCAUGCCAUUAUCCAUCCAAUUCUUUCGCUUAUAAUUGAUGGGACAUUGGCAUAUGAUAGAAAUGACUCUCCAUUUUGCUCUUUUAUAUCCCUAUUCAAACAGAACUCUGAGAAAGAAUAUUCUGAGCAAUGGGCUUUGGCAUGUGGGGAAAUUUUACGGGUUUUAACUCACUACAAUCGGCCAAUUCACAAGGUUGAGCAUCAUAAUGUUGAAUAUGAGAGGAGCAAUAGUGACAACCGUGCUACCACAAGCAAGUCAAAGCAGGAAGAAGCAAAUCACCCACUACAGCAGGAAGAUAGGAAACCAUUGCGACCAUUAUCUCCCUGGAUUACGGAUAUUUUGCUUGCUGCACCACUGGGAAUUAGAAGUGAUUAUUUUAGAUGGUGUGGAGGGGUCAUGGGCAAAUAUGCAGCAGGUGGAGACCUAAAGCCUCCGACAACUGCUUGUAGUCGUGGAUCUGGAAAGCAUCAACUUAUGCAAUCCACUCCCAGAUGGGCUGUAGCCAAUGGAGCUGGAGUUAUACUGAGUGUUUGUGAUGAAGAAGUAGCUCGUUACGAGACUGCAAAUUUGACAGCAGCUGCUGUUCCUGCACUCUUGCUUCCUCCUCCUACAAAUGCCUUAGAUGAGCAUCUAGAUGCUGCCCUGCCUGCUCUUGAGCCUUAUGCUUGCUUGUUUCAUAGGUACUAUGCCCUUGCUACACCUAGUGCAACUCAGAGGCUACUUCUUGGACUGCUUGAAGCACCACCAUCAUGGGCACCUGAUGCACUUGAUGCUGCUGUACAACUAGUUGAACUCCUUAGAGCAGCUGAGGAUUACGCAUCUGGUGUGAAGCUUCCAAGGAAUUGGAUGCAUUUGCACUUCCUACGUGCAAUCGGUAUUGCAAUGUCCAUGAGAGUUGGAAUCGCUGCAGAUGCUGCAGCUGCUUUGCUUUUCCGAAUACUUUCUCAGCCUACAUUGCUCUUUCCCCCUCUGAGACAUGCUGAAGGAAUCAAAGUCCAUCAUGAACCUGUAGAUGGUUAUAUUUCACCAUACAAGAGACAGAUCGAAGCUUCUAUUUGUGAUGCCACUAUUGAGGCAACUGCUCAAGGAAUUGCAUCAAUGUUAUGUGCACAUGGCCCUGAUGUUGAAUGGAGAAUAUGUACCAUUUGGGAAGCCGCUUAUGGUCUGCUUCCUCUGAGUUCUGCAGUUGUUGACUUGCCUGAAAUAGUAGUUGCAGCCCCUUUGCAACCUCCUCCUUUGUCAUGGAAUUUGUAUUUACCACUGCUUAAAGUCUUAGAGUAUCUUCCCCAGGGAAGUCCAUCUGAAGCAUGCCUCAUGAGAAUCUUUGUUGCCACUGUGGAAACUGUACUCCGAAGAACUUUCCCCUCAGAGAAUUCGGAGCAACCCCGAAAACCGAGAGGUCAUGGCAGUAUGUGGUCUACCACUAAGAACCUAGCUGUUGCUGAGCUUCAUACAAUGAUUCAUUCACUGUUUUUGGAAUCUUGUGCAUCUAUGGACCUUGCCUCCCGCUUGUUGUUUGUAGUGCUAACAAUUUGUGUCAGUCAUGAUGCUUUGCCUGAUGGGAGCAAAAGACCAACAGGUUGUGGUAGUCAUUCUGCAGAAGAAAUUGGGGAGUCAGAGACAGUAAAUGGAGAGGCGGUUACAAGUUACAAAAAUAGGAGAAAACAAGGGCCAGUUGCAACAUUUGAUUCUUAUGUUCUAGCAGCUAUUUGUGCAUUGGCUUGUGAGCUUCAGUUAUUUCCUUUGAUUUCCAAAAGCCGUACAUGUUUGGAAUCUAAAGACUCCGCAAGAAUGACUAAAGUUGCAAAGGGUAAUGGAGCUGCUCAUGAGUUGUAUAAUAGUAUUACAUCUGCUGUUUGUCACUCUCGUCGAAUACUUGGAAUUCUUGAAGCCCUUUUCUCAUUGAAGCCAUCGUCUAUCGGUACAUCAUGGAGCUACAGUUCGAAUGAGAUUGUAGCUGCUGCAAUGGUUGCUGCUCAUGUUUCCGAGCUGUUUGGAAGAUCAAAGGCUUGCAUGAAUGCUCUGUCUGUCCUAAGGAGAUGCAAGUGGGAUACUGAGAUUUCCACAAGGGCAUCUUCACUUUAUCACCUUAUUGAUAUACAUGGUAAAAAUGUUGCCUCCAUAGUUCACAAGGCUGAACCUCUUGAAGCGCACUUGGUACGUUCACCGGCAUGGAAGGAUGACAUAGCUUGUUCUAGUGAUAGGAACAGCAGUAACAACUUUGAUGGACAGGAUAAUGCCAACUCAGAGUCUACCAGUAGUUCAUCAGCAAUGCUCUUAAAGCCUGAAAAGCCUAGUUUAGUAAAUCAUAUUAUGGCAGAGGCAUCAUCAAAAAGUAUUGCAAAUUUGCCAGUUGACGCUCCUGCUUUGGCAACUUUUCUAACCAUGGAUAGAAAUGUUGGCUACAAUUGGGGUGCACAAGCUCUUCUAAGAAAUGUAUUUGCAGAGAAACAAGAAUUAUGUAUCUCUGUUGUUUCAUUAUUGUGGCACAAGCUAAUUGCAGCCCCUGAAACGAAAGUGAGUGCAGAAAGUACAUCUGCUCAACAGGGUUGGAGACAGGUGGUUGAUGCAAUCUGCAAUGUUGUUUCAGCUUCACCAACAAAAGCAGUAACAGCUAUUGUCUUACAGGCAGAAAAGGAUUUGCAGCCCUGGAUCGCAAGAGAUGAUGAGCAGGGACAGAAGAAGUGGAGAAUCAACCAGAGAAUUAUAAAAUUGAUCGUAGAACUUAUGAGAAAUCAUGACAGCCCAGAGGCACUGAUGAUCCUUGCAGGUGCUUCAGAUAUUCUGCUCCGUGCUACGGAUGGAAUGCUCGUUGAUGGUGAAGCAUGUACGUUGCCACAGUUGGAGCUCUUGGAAGUAACAGCAAGAGCAGUUCGACUUGUGAUCCAAUGGGGUGAAUCAGGCCUGGCUGUCGCAGAUGACCUCUCGAAUCUGCUGAAGUGUCGCUUACCAGCCGCGGUCCAGUGUCUUUCCCAUCCAAGUGCACACGUACGUGCUCUCAGCAUAGCGGUACUCCGCAAUAUCAUCCAGAACAGCAUGAGCAACGGCAGUGGUCGUAUUCAAGGGGAUGCACCGGGCCUCUCUGAUCCAUCUUACCAAUGCUUGAAUCUGGGAAUCAUAAACUGGCAUUCAGACGUUGAGAAGUGCUUGAAGUGGGAGGCUCGUAGCAGGCUUGCAACUGGUUUGACACUUGCUUUCCUCAGUGCUGCUGCCAAAGAAUUGGGCUGCCCCAUCUCCUGUUGAGCAUAUCUUUGGCGUUGGCGGCACUUGUUAAUGUAUAUGUAAUGCCCUGUUAGUGUUCAGUAUGAUAGUCGCUAAUCAAGUCUCUGUUUUGUCACUAUAUUUGGUGUAUCGUUGUCUGAAUUCUGAAGAAUGUCAGUGGACCGAACACUUUCUCAUUGAUGAAAUGAAGUACGCAUCGU